This is a messenger RNA of Psylliodes chrysocephalus, 5356 nucleotides long. NCBI's taxonomy places the organism in Eukaryota, Metazoa, Arthropoda, Insecta, Coleoptera, Chrysomelidae. The record is from the annotation of a GenBank genome assembly.
CUGAAAUAAAACUUGUAUUUUGAGCGUUGAUGAGGAGAUCUGGUAUGGUUAGUGGGACUCGGUCCGUCGUUGAAUAUCGGUGUAAAUUUUUUGAUUUUGGGCCGCGAAAUUUCGAAAGGCUCCUCAAAAAUGGCCGAAAUGACAUUUUUGAUUUUUCGAAACUACGACGCGAGUGUAUCUAUCAGCGCGAUUCAAGUGUUUAGACGACAUUCAACCAAAAUGAAGGCAGUGGGACUGGCACUCCCACAAAUAGUCCGGGCGCUUGAACGAGUUAAAGUUUCAAUAACACCAAUAUAUGGCUUAUUAGCUUAACUGAAUAAAUUAAGGAUUUUGUUCUUGUUAAUACCAGAUGUUAACUAAGAGUUCUUCACAGAAAUAGGAGCAGGGGUGCCAGGAACUACUUAUUCCAUGGUGCUCCAAUGAAAAAUUAUUGAGAAGUAACAACGACAUAACGCAUCAACAUAUUGUUAUUCCAGUCGUCGUUUUCGGCGAUUUCUACACUGUAUCCUCACCGGUUUUUAAUUUAGCGGUUCAAAAUUGCUGCCAUGGGUCGCAAAAAAAUACAAAUAUCAAGGAUCACCGAUGAACGGAAUCGGCAGGUGACAUUCAACAAACGAAAAUUCGGUGUAAUGAAGAAAGCCUACGAAUUAUCAGUGUUGUGCGAUUGCGAGAUAGCCCUGAUAAUAUUUAGCAGUAGCAACAAACUCUACCAGUACGCCAGCACGGACAUGGACAAAGUUCUACUUAAAUACACCGAAUACAACGAGCCACACGAGUCCCUGACCAAUAAAAAUAUUAUCGAGGCACUUAAUAAGAAGGAGCAUAAGAACGGAGUGAUGAGCCCUGACAGCCCCGAACCUGAGACUGAAUACCAAUUGACACCUCGUACUGAAGCCAAGUACAGUAAGAUAGACGAAGAUUUUCAGAUGAUGCUACAAAGGAAUCAAAUAAACGGACAAAGGAGUAGUAUGAGUUCGUCGAAUUACUCCCAACCCGUUUCGGUACCUGUCAAUAUAAGCUACAGUGAUUCUGGUCUUCUCCAAUCUAGUCCCCAAAUGGCUCAUACAAAUAUAAGCCCUCGACCGUCUUCAUCUGAAACAGACUCCGUUUAUCCCAGCGGCGGUAUGUUAGAAAUGAGUAAUGGCUAUCCCAAUUCAGCCUCACCCAUGGGAAACUCACCGUCACCUGGGCCGUCUCCUGGUCCGGGCCUCAGCACAACCAAGCAACACCCCAAGCAACACUCACCCGGACCAAGAAAUUUAAGAGUAGUUAUACCAGCAGGUUUAGGACCUAGUAUUACAACUGAUGAAGUUUCUUAUUCAGAAAUUUUGUUGCAGCACAAUCGAACUUUAUCAAGUCUUAACACACCCGUUGUGGCAUUGCAGACUCCCGGUUUGUCCAACUACCAGAGCGCAUUGAGUUCCUUUGGAGCGCAGGACUUCAGCAUGGGAUCAGACAUGGGUCUGGCGUCAAUGUCCUGGAGCCAUCAAAUACCUACGUCCCUUACACAUAACACUUCGUGCCUACCCCACCUUGCAGUUUCUAGCAGUACUCCGCCUCCUACGUCGUCAUCACCGCUUCCUGUUAAAAUUAAAAGCGAACCAAUAUCACCUCCCAGAGAACACCAUCCUCAUUUGAGUACAGCCGUCCACCAUUCACAUGUUCAAACUUUGAAUCUAACCCACAGUCACCAUCCUCGGCCUAGUUCUGCUGGCCAGAUAACACCGACGCCAGGCAGUGUGACUCCUACGAACCUCCCUUCGCCUACAGGACCUGCCAGUAGCGGUACAGAAUACAGCGAUACCGUACCGAUGCAUAAGCGGCCCAGACUUACAGAUUGGCCUUCCUAGAGCCGCCGCUAAUGUUACUGCUUGUUCUCAACUACGUAGGACACUAAGUGCCAUAGUGAUAUACACGUGUGUGGAUGAUUAGAACAUAGUGUUACUGUUUCAAUUGCCAAUUAUCAUCCAUGUGAUAAACUACGAGUCUUGUAGAGCAAUUAUUUCUACUUUUCGAACUGAUAAACCAGUUUUAACUUUGUAAGUGAGAAGAUAAUUUUUUUGUAAAAAAGAAAAAUAAGGUUUUUACUAAGAUGAAAAAUGUAUGUGUGAGGUGGUGUAAAGCUUCAGUAAAGUACUCUACUCUCGAUUCUGAAUUCAAAAUAACAUGUGUACCUCUUCUAACGCAGAUACGAGUAGCCAUUUUUUUUUAAUUAUAAACUACUUAUACUUUCAUAAAAGGAUCAUCAUAACUAUCAACUUUUUUUUAAAGUUAUUUAAAUAAAUCAUGUCUUUAACAAAAAAAAAAACGAGAUUAAUGAGGACUCUUAAGAAAAAUAGUCUAUUUUUCAAAUAAUUUACUUUAAUAAAGUAUUAAAAGUGCACCCAUUAUUGGCAUUAUGACCAAAAGUACCUUCAAUUGCGAUCGUCAAUUUGUCGAAAAUCAAUUUGCGAUAUUUUUAAAAUUUGGAACGUAAUACCAAAUAUAAAAAAAAUUAUAGGGUCAAAUAAACAUAAAAAGUUGAUUUGAACUAAAAAGAAAUAUGCAUUUUGCUUCCACUCUUCGUCAUACAGUGAUAUAGUAUUAAAGAUCUGAUGAAAACUAGUGAUUUAAAGAGUUCAUUGGAAAAAAGCACUAUCAAGUUAUUCAUAUCAGCAGGAAAACCAAUAGAUCAGUACUAUUCCUGUAUUUGCAUCAACAAUUAUAAAAAAGAAUGAAAUCACAACACAUUUAUAGUUCUAAUGCAACUUAAAGAGAUUUUUGACAUAUUUUUAUUGUCAAAACUAUUAUUUAAGGAAUAUACAUUGCCUAUCCCAAUUACUAAGAAAUUAUUUAAUUUGAGCUGAUCUUUUCACUUCUGAGUGAAGUUACAUGUAGGGUUUCGAACUAUAGCCUAAUUUGGCCCUUAAAUAAAUAAAAUUAUAAUCUAAGAAAAUAAAACUGCUGUAUAAUACAUUUUUAGUAAUACACUUAUUGGGGUUGUAAACACGUUUACCAGAGAAAUGAUAUAUAGUAUAUUUAAAAUAUUGCUACUUUAGACUAUAAAGUGCAAUUGUAAUGGCUCAUCAGCUUUUUAUUACAACUACAAUUAUUGCAUUGAACACAAAUGCGAAUAAUGUAAAUACGUGUGCUUGCUCUCUUUAAAACUUUCUAGCACUCAGGAUUCUCCUGUAAAUAUCUAUAUAUGUCUUGGUGAUCAAUCACACCAAAUAUUCAUGUUUACAAGUGUAAUUAAAAUAAGGAAAUUGUAUUAUCCGACAAUACGAUUUGGCUCACCGAUUGUGCAUUACUUAAUAGAGCUACCAGUUUUUAGCUUGACGAUAACUUGUAUCGAUCGACUCACAAUUAAUUGACAAAAAGUUUUACCAACCCUGUGAUAUGUGGUCUUCGGCAUUUAACGUAGUUUAUAUGAAGCAUCGUCCAUCCUAAUCUCGUUUUUUUUUAGCUUAAAUUGCUUAAUUAGUGAUCGGUUUUGAUUUGGAACCAUCUAGCAAAUAAUGGCAGUGAAUGAGUAUGCAAUUCAACAAAACUUAAAGGCUGUAGUGCCACCAGAGUGACAAAAAAAGAAAAAUUGUGAAAUAUGGUUAUUUAAAAUACAUAUCUGAAUAUAUAUUAAAUUGAUUAACCAAAGAACUGCCAGGCUCUUGAAAAAGAUCUUCCACUCACCAAUCGCAGUAUCUGUUUACUAUUAAAAUUAAAGUUUGUUAGCUGUGAGGUUCCUUCAUCAAUUUUUUAAAUGAAUUGAUUCAUAAAAAUUUUAAACCAUAUCACCCACCCUAUUAAGAAUUCUUUCGAAAUACUGACAAACGAGGGUUGUGCAUAUUUUCAAUGGCCAAAAAGUUUCUUAAUAAUUGUUGAAUGCAAGUUUAUAAAUCGUUUUAAACAGAAAUUUGUUGUAAUACAAUGAAAGAAUUCUUAUAAAUGUUAAUUCUAAUGAUAUUUUAUUGAAAGUUUUCGAUUGUUAGUACUUUAUAAGUGUGUAUAUCAAUGGGACUGUAUCAGUUUGUCCUAAGCCUAUUUAAUAUGAAAUGCAUUGUUAGUAAAAUAUAUAAAUAUAUAUAAAAUAAUAAUUUAUUAAUAAAGAAAGAAGAUAAUAUUGGUUAGAGAUCUUAAAACUUAAUUAUGAAUUUUUGGAAAUGUAAAAAUAUAAACCCUAAUUCCCCCUAUAAAUUUAAGGAAUUCAUCUCCAAUUCGCCGAAGUGAAAAUAAACCAAAGAAAAAUUAAAAAAACUGAGAAAGAAAAAUUAAUGCCCCAACCAGGGAUCGAGCCUGGAUCUAAUUCCGACCCUUGCCAGGACAAUCAUUUUUUAUUUAUUUUUCUUUGAUUUGUUUUCACUUUUGUAUAUACGAAUAAAUACCUUAAUAUCCUAGGGAAAAUUGUUGUUUACAUUUUCACAUUUCCAAAAAUGCAUGUUUUAAUUUUCUCUCCUUUUUGUCUACAUUUACAAUAUUUUAAAUCCGAAAGUUAUUUGGAAUUUUUGGCUUUAAAUAGAACAUUUGUAGGCAUUGAAAGUUGCCUACAUUUUUACAAAUAAGUAGGUUUUACUUAUUCAGCAAAAUUUGUGACUAUUAAAAACAAAGCUUUUGACAAACUGACAAAUUCUCAUAGGAAUACAUGCAGAUUGGAAUCUGUAUAUUAUAUAAAUAUAUUUUCACCAUUUAUAUACGUAUGUGUUACAUGUUGAAACCAACAUUUUGUUCUCAUCAGAAAAAACAACAUAUAUCUAUAUAUAGUGCCAUUAUUUUCAUGUUAUUAUUAGUGUCUUUUUUUAUAAAUGUUUUUAGAAUAAUAGCAUAUUUAAAAUGUACACUUGUUAUAUUAGUGAGGAUGCAGCCACUAACAACAUACAGAGCAGAUUUAUAUUUAUUUUUUAAUUACAGAACAAAAUGAGAUAUUCGCGGCUCAAAUGAUACAAAAUUUGUUUUUUUUUUUUUCAUAGUUUACGUAAAACAUUAAAAGCUUAAUCGUUAAUGUGUACUGUCUUCAAAAGGUUGGGACACAGCUUAAUUAUAUAUAAAAAUAAGAUGAUUUAACUCAACUUACAUAAAAAAAUAAGAUCUUAAAAGACCUUAACACUAAUAUUCCAUGAUUUUGACAUGUAACUAUCGAAUAAUACUGAUUUGACGUUUAAAGAAAGGUAUUUCAGCUAAGUAAAUAAGUCCUAUGAUUUUAUACAUCAAGAAUCCACUGCAAAUUUUGGCUGUUAUCUGAUAGUGAAAUGAAAUAUAUGCUGAAGACAUUCUAACAGUAAAUUUUACUGUUAUAUCAAUUUCAGGAAAUUUUGUUAUUUUAUAACCUUCUAAUUUGAAUUAGUUGUUCCCAACUCUAUUCUUUAAAAUAAAGUAGUUGUACUUA